AUGGAUGUUCAGAAUAAUAUAGUAAAAGAGGUAGAAGAGGAAGGAUGUUGCAAAUCUCAGAAAAUAGAAGGUCAAGAGGUCAAAAAAGAGUUAUAUGAUAUCGAGUUAUUAAAUGAAUUCAAUAGAUUUAAGAAUAGAGUGAUUGAUUCUCAUUGUCACAUACAUGAAGAUCAAAAUGAAAUUGAUAUGGUUAAAAAUAAUGAUAAUUACAAUAACGACAGCAAUAACAGCACUGCUAGCAAUAAUAAAGAAAAGUUAUCAUUUAGUCAGAGUUGGUUGAUGGGUACAACCGUACCUGAUUGGGAUCGUGUAAAUAGCUAUGCAUCGGUAAUGGGUGAUCGAGCGAUUCGCUGCUUCGGUAUACACCCUUGGUUCGUACACUUGGUGCAUCCGCCACAAUCGUUGUUGGAAACCAACCCAGCGGGUGAUCCAACCAAGAUGGUAAUGGAUAGCUAUCCAACGGUGAUCGACAGCAGUUGGCCAGAAAAGAUGAAACAACUGCUCUUGCAACAUCCCGAUGCUAUGGUUGGUGAAAUCGGUGUCGACAAAGUAACAAAGUGUCGUGCCACCGGAAAGAACGAACAGGAACCACAAUGGGUGGUUUUCAACCGACAGAUAGAGAUUGCCGCUGAGUUGAAUCGGCUUGUAAGUCUACAUUGUGUGCAACUACACGGUAAGCUACUCGAUUACUUCAUAGCGUUACCGCUAGCUAGAAUGCCAAGAAAGAUAGCACUUCAUACAUUCAGUGGUAAACCAUCUACGGUAACUUCAUUCGCUAAGAUGAAAGAAGGCAAAGGAUCGAGAUUCUACUUUGGAAUAUCAUUUAUCAAUUUGUCAUCUUCAAAGGUAUCAAAGAUGAUUCAAGCGAUUCCAGACAACAGAUUACUGCUGGAAUCAGAUCAAAACACUCCUACCGAAGCUGAAUCAUCGGUAUUCCAAGUCGUUCUUGAAAUAUCAAAAGCCAAGAGCUGGACAAUUCAACAAACAAUAGUAGUAACAAGAAACAAUGCAAUUGAAUUCUUAAAAUAA
Molecule: messenger RNA, 1029 nt
Organism: Heterostelium album PN500
Lineage: Eukaryota; Evosea; Eumycetozoa; Acytosteliales; Acytosteliaceae
Product: TatD family hydrolase
Exons: 1
Coding region: 1-1029 (342 amino acids)
Molecular function (GO): hydrolase activity, acting on ester bonds
Source: RefSeq, a predicted model, not a curated record